Xiphophorus hellerii (green swordtail) is the source of this 6270-nucleotide messenger RNA. RefSeq names its product RAB42, member RAS oncogene family a (gene rab42a). The record is from RefSeq and is a predicted model, not a curated record. Gene Ontology annotation, biological process: Rab protein signal transduction. The coding region runs from base 1086 to 1742 and encodes 218 amino acids. The transcript is spliced from 2 exons. NCBI's taxonomy places the organism in Eukaryota, Metazoa, Chordata, Actinopteri, Cyprinodontiformes, Poeciliidae. Gene Ontology annotation, molecular function: GTPase activity; GTP binding.
UGUCUGUCAGCCAUGUUCACCUCUCUCCAGAGAUGUCCAAUCAGAUUCAUGUCUGGACUCUGGUUUGGCCCCUCCAGGACGUUCACAGAUUGGUUCUGAAGCCUUUCAGAAGUGGAGGUCAUGUGCUUUGGAGUCGCUGUCCGUCGCCCCGGGUCUGAGGUGAGGACGCUCCGCAGCGGGUUUUCAUCCAGGAUGUUUCUGGCGUUCACACCAGACAGUUCAGCCUUUGCCUUAUGAGACCAGAGAAUCUUGUAUGUCCUGUUCUGAGAUUCUUCAGGUGCCGCUUGGUGAACUCCAGACUGGCUGCAUUGAUGCUGUUAUUAAGAACUGGCUCUCUGGCCACCCUAGCACACGGAGCGCGUUGUCCUUCUGGAAGCUUCUCCUCUCUCCACAGAGGAACAGCUCUGACAGCGGGACCAUCAGGUUCUUGGUCUCCUCCCUGACUGAAGCCCUUCAGCUCUGAGCUGAUGGCUCAGUUCAGAAGGCAGCGGCUCCAGGAAGAGUCCUGCUGGCUCCAGACUUCCUCCAACUGACCAAUGAUGGAGGUCGCUCAGCUCACUGGGACCUCCAAGCAGCAGGAAUUGUACUUUCCAAAAAAUAAAACACAGCAGUAUAAGGUAUCACUAACUUUUAUUGCCAAUAAUAGUUCGAUCAGCACGUGACCACCACAGCAGUUUUAAUCUGGGGGUGACAUCAGCCUUCAGGACCGCGGACAGCUCCGGCUCUGAGCUCAGACCUUUGGUUUACCAGCAGAAGCGGAAUAAAGAUAAAGCAGUGUUAGCAUCAUGCUACAGGCUUCACAUAAAGGCUGCAGCUGGUUAAUACUCCACUAAUACGGCUUUGUUAACAAGCCGCCUGGCCCGUUCCGUCCCUGCUCCUGUUUCCGGUCUGUGUCUGUGGAGUGGAGCAGAGGUAAAGCUGUCACAUGAUUGCUGCGGCCGCUCAGCAGCAGCAGCAGCAGCAGCAGCCGGGGCUCCGUGGAAAACACACGGCUUUGUUUCCCACCCAGCAUCCCCCCCACCCGACACACACACACACACACACAACACCUCCUCCACCGCCGCAUCUCUGCCUCUAGUCAUGCCAUGGAUACUUUGUGGCAAUACCAGUUCCGAAUCAUCCUGCUGGGGGACUCCACCGUGGGGAAGUCGUCGCUGCUGAAGCGCUUCACGGACGGGAUUUACAGCGACGUGGCGGAUCCCACGGUCGGGGUGGAUUUCUACGCCCGCUCGCUGGACAUCGAGCCCGGGGUGAAAAUCAAGCUGCAGCUCUGGGACACGGCCGGACAGGAGCGGUUCAGGUCUAUCACAACAUCAUACUACCGCAACUCUGUUGGGGGACUUCUAGUCUUUGACCUCACCAACCGCAAGACCUUUGACCAUGUGAGAGAAUGGCACAAGGAGGUGAGCGAGCACAUCCUGCCCCACCACAUGGUCUACAUUCUCAUCGGCCACAAGAGCGACCUCAACAAGGACCGCAAGGUGAGCCGGGAUGAGGCUGAGCAGCUUGCCGCCGAUCUGGGAAUCCGCUACAUCGAGACGUCGGCUAAGUGCAACAGCAAUGUGGACCGGGCGUUCGAGCUGCUGACCAGAGAUAUCUUCGAGCUGAUGAAGAUGGGGGAGAUCGUUACCCGUGAUGGCUGGGAUGGCGUUAAAAGUGGCCUCACUGCAAAGGUCCUCUACCCGGGUGAUGACGAAGAGGAACUUGCGACUGCUUCCCCCGAGAAGGGCUGCCACUGCUAACUGUUGAUACUUUGUGUUCAUAAACUGUCCCAUCGCACUGAGAUCUCACUUUGUCUUGCGGCCAUCCAUAGAAACCAGACCACUCCUGGUCAGCACCCUGUGAUGUAGCCACUGUUCCUUCCUUACUUUGUGACUUGUGCCCUUGUCUUUGUUUGGGUCACUCUAAGAGCUGAGAUUAUUGCAAGGAAAUGUGCAUUCCAGUCUUAUUGGCAGGUGGAAUCUAUAUAGUGAGGCAUAACACCAGGUGCACAGAGCUUUACCCAAUGUGAAAAACAGAACCUAGCCAUAUGCCCUUCUCUCAGUACAGGAGCAACCGGACUUAUGAUUGUAAGGUCUACCUGUCAAAGUUUGUGCAAUGUUUUGCCUACACUCUGUUGUAACUCUCGUAGAUAAUAAAAACUAUAGAGAUGGCGUACAAAGAGAUCACAGGAAGCUGUUGGAGUUGAUAGUGUAAAGAGACAUAGCAUCCUGCAAUAAGUCUAAAUCGGUGUGCUGCUCCUCCUGUUAUUGUAAACUGUGUGCACUAACACCAAACCGAUUUUAAACCUUUAAUCAUCUUGUAAAUAGAUGCAUACCAUCAAUAUCUGAGAAUAUUUGUAGUUAAGAUGUUUACAUACAAAUAGACCAUGGUUCUGAAGGUUCGUGGUUCCAUUUAAGGCAUCUGUAAAUAACACUAGUAAUAUGAUGGACACCAUUAAUGUCUCACUAAGAAUUGGUAAAGGAAAAGAUUUUUUUUUUGUUUCUUCUAUAAGCAUUCACUAACUUAGGGUAAUAUUGACAAAACUGCAACAGUUUUAUUUGCACGGAUGACUUUGAGAGGAAACUGGAAUCAUGAGAAAAUUGUGAGAUGCUGUGAGACUUGUUUGGUGUUUUUGUUCCCACCCACUGUGUUAAGUGGGAAAAACUGAAGGUUACACUUUUUGGAAAGAUUUUCCAACCAUUUUCAUUUUACAAAAAAUACAAGAGUAAGUAACUCGAACAAAAACUCCUUCAGCUCUCUUUUAAGCCCUUUCCGAAAGACACCGUUGAAAGCGAAUGGCUUUAUAGGGUGUAGUAACUUCAACUCGCCAAGUGGAGGCACUGGCAGUGUUACUUGGUGGGUGAAUUUCUCAUUAGGCUUCUCACCCUCUAUGAAACUUGUUUUCUCUCACUUGUUACAUGGCUACAAAACCUUUUCUUGCUCUACUUAUUUUUAAAGAUUUUCGUUCUAUCAUCAUAAAAUUAGCACACCUUUUGCAACAUUUACGUUGACAAAAUGUCAAGUCUUACAUCGUAGAGAAUCCUGUAGGUAUCUUCUGUGGGUGGGUCUACACAGUUAUGAGCAAACUCAAUUCAUGUACUAAAAGGUGUGAAUAUACGCUAAUUAUGCUGAAUAAAGGACAUAUUAACAUUGAUAUAUUCAGGAACCUGUUAGCUUGCCUGUUAGCAAGCUAACAGGCAAGUUUCUACUCCACUGCUCUUCACACAGGAAUAACAUCACGCAAAGUACAUCAAAAGCUGUUAUUGUUUCAGCUUUGCAUCCUAAUAAAAACCCUGCUUUAGGAGCCGCGAAACAAUAUUUUUUUGCGGCGACAACUGUAGAUCUGAAAAGGUCUUUCAGUGCCAACCUGGUGUUUCCCCUUAUGCCACCUUUGAGUUUUCAUGUCGAUAACCACUAAACAUUUUGCUAAAGAUUGCGACGUCAUUACCCCAGCUCUGACGUAACUUUCAACCUCAAGAACAUCAACAUGUGACGCUCAGGUUCAUUCCUCUGUUUUGGGUUUCUUGUCAUGGCGGUGUUGCACUGCCACCUGCAGGUCUGGCAUGGUUACUGCAGUGUUUUGGAUCAUUUUCAGGACUUUCGAAACGAUGUAAUGUUCAUGCGAUGUUUUUUUUGGAAUCAACGUAUAUCUUGACAAGGUCUGAGAUAAUAUUUGAUGGUUCAUUCAGGUCUUUUUUCAUUGACUGCUAUUCUGAGCUAUUCUUUGAACUUGCUUGCGUUUAGAAAGCAAUCUGUUGAAAGUGAUUGGUGCAAGUCUCCAAACAGAAGUCUAUCCACUGUGUUCUUCCUUUUAGUUUGAUGGUCUAGCUAACAAUGACUGCUAUGGGAUCAAUUCUUUUAACUUUAGCUUUAAGGUAACAUAUUAACUAGCCAACUAAUAUGUUACCAAAUUAAACGGGCUGUUUUCUACUGCUUUUUGUCAUUUGCAGACUUCUGAUAUAUGACAAAUAAGUAUACUAGCAAAGUGUCAAAGUGUCACUUUCCCUCUUUGAAGUAUCCUUUAAGUAUACUUCUGGGUCUAUUUCUCCAUGUGUGUGAGGCUCAAGUAAGAUGUUUCUGCUUCAAUUCUUCAAGGUAAAACUGACAAGAAGCUUUCUUAUAGUGGGAUGUGAACUUAUUCCUCUUGUUAAAUCUUGCAAGAAGAAAAAGUUAAAUGUUUCAUCAACAUUUAAAAUUGUUGCUAUUAAUGUAUUCUCAAAACCCAAACUAUGUCUUAUUAGUCAAGAAGGAAGAUGAUUUUUGCACCUUAAUUGUAGAAAAAAUACUUAUUUGUUGGGAUUUCUAAAUUAUAUUCUAAAGUAUAUCAACUUACUGUUAAAGUUACUAGGGGUGUACCAAUAACUCAGGCUUGAUUUCCCUCAUUUCCAGCGAUCCGUGAUUAACUGAUACUUACAUAUGAAGCUGAUUUUGUCCACUGAUCUUAUCUACCUCGGUAAAGGUCUAAAAAUCAGCCACUGUUCUCUUUUUCUCUGCCACAUGAGAGGUUUGACUGACAGACUGGCCCACCAGAUCAUAUCUGCAUGUUUGCAAUUAAGAAUAGUUACUCUACUGUUGCCAAAUCAGUGACUUUCUUGCUAUAUUUAGCAACAUUUCAAACAAAAAAAUCGGUAUUGGCCAAAAUUGGAAUGGCCAGGUCAGGUUUCUUAAAGACUGCCAAUCUGUGAUCAGCCAGAAAACUGCAAUUGGUGCACCCCUAAAAGUAACCCAAAACUCAUAACUAAUUUAAGCAGCACACUUCCUUCUGCAAUGCCAUACUCAGCGAAGAGUGAAAUGUAAUUACAACAAAGCUGCAGUUGCAAAUGUGACAUGCAGCCUUCCCUGGUUUGAGAAUUCCUUCUGGACUAAAGAAGUUUUAAACAAACAGCUUGAUAACCCAGAACUCUUAACUUGGGAAUUCACUCGUCUUCGCUAAACUUUCUCAACCAAACACAAGCUUGCCAGACAUUUAUUCUGUUCUAUAAUAUAGAAUAUUUAGUUAAUUCAGCAUACAAAUGUUAUAGCACAGUGUAAGAUAAGGAUGAUAGUAUGCUACAUCUGCAGCAUCCCUUUAUUUUUUACUCUUACACCCAAAUUCACUUUUCUAUAUAUUUUUAUUCAUGUAUAUUAUAUACAGUAUAAUAUGUUCUGAGUGCACAGGAAGACUUUAUCUUACAGGUUCUUUGCCUUGAUAGAUUCCAUUUAAAUGAGUAUUUCUGACUUUCCUUUUCCCUUGUCUCCUCCUUUAUACAGGGUCAAACUGCACAUGAUGAAAAACAUGUUGCCAUUCUUUACUGAAUCCAUCAUUUCAAUCUACUGGUCUCUUUACCCAACUGUUCAAUUUAUUAACCAAAGCAGAUAAAGAUGGCCACUUUUUUCACUGAAGAAUGAUCAAAUGUUAUUUCUGAAAGACUUCCUUUUUGAAUCAAAUGCCUCUUUAGCCACCAAUGGGAAUCAACUAAGAGUAACAUUGAAAAUAAUGUCUCAAGUCUUAUUAUUACAUUAGGUGUGAUGUAGGCGAUGCAAAUCAUUGUCACUUUCCACUGCAAACCCAGCUUCUCUUAUCAGGUAACGUGUAAGAAGAAGUUAUGUUUUUACAGAAAUCUGCAUGUUUGGCUUUGAAGUGUGAUAGGAGAAUAUUGUUGCCAUUCAUACAUAUGUGUGGGGGUUGAAUCUAGAGCUAGAGGCAGCCUUACAUAGCAGCAUUUAUGCUCAGUCCAAGGAUGAGUACUGGAGAAAACGUUGGAACAGCAUCUGCUAAGCCAUGCCAGUUAAGUUUUGAACUACACUUCAUUUUUAAAGUGAUUAGGCUACAUAUACAUAUUCAUAAUUAUUUUAAGAUCAGCUUAGAUUCAGCAAUAGUAUUAACUGUAUAACUACUAGCUGACGAAUCAGUUUAGGAAGUGAGAACAAGAAAGUGUCUCAGUCAGAUUUUGCUAAGGCUAGUUUAGCACAGCUGGAGUAUUUUUUCAGAUUCUAUAAUGUCACUUUAUUUUAAAGUUGUUUUUUUCUGGUAACAAUCACGCGUUUCUUAAUUAGUCACCAAACUUUUUUUUCAGUUAGCACAAGGCUUUGAAGAAGAGAAAAUGUUAAGAUUCUCAUAUGUUGUACAAACUGUUUGGUCUAAAUCACUUUUCAUAAAAUGCACCGGUGGAACUAAAUCACAUAAACUCUUCAGAGGUUAGAAUUCAUGACUUAGCUUUUUUUUAUUUGUCACUUAAAAGAGUUUUUGGGGGUGAUGUAAUCUCAGUGACUGAUAAAAGAAUAAAUAAAUAGAUGUUCAAUAUAUCA